CUCCCCUUUAGCUAUAAUUAUAGUUCCCACAAAUCCAAUAAUACUUUGGCGACUUGAGCAUUACAUUGAUCUUGCUGCGGUACAUAUACAUAACUUAACCUUCUGUCUCUAAUCAUCCAUUCUAAGAAAGUUCGUCUUGUUGGGACGUCAUGUUCUGAACACCCAUCCAGACUGAUCAGGAGACUGAAGGAAUACUCACCGAUAGGACAGCGCUGGUCAACAAAAGGACAUGACUUAAACAAAGAUGGCGGCGAAGUUCCAGGUAACUCCAGAGGCGGCUAAAGCUGAACUCGCAUGGAAGACACGGUGGUGACUACAUGGUGAGGAUCUUUUGGAGUUGAAGCCCCAGCCACGGGACAGACCAGCAGUUGAAACAGGACCCGUGGUUUAACAAGGAAGUCGUCAUAGCAAUUCAGAGAACCUUCAUUGGUAGAAACAAACCGGUACGGAACUGGACUGACUGUGUACUGUCACGUCACUCGAGCACGUGUCCUGAACAAACCCGACAUAAUCUUCAUCGGUUGGUAUCAAAUGUUGUUAAGAGAGUUACGUUCAGUUAACGCUGAGUUAUUGUAAACGCCACUUUACCAAAACUAUUCCAAAUGAUCAGUUAUUGCCCGAACACUGGGUUUUUUUUAGCGAAGAAUAUAUACGAGAACCAGAAAAACCAAGUUGUUACACACCCUGCUGAGAAUGGCUGUAUUACCGAGUCAAUCAAUACCAACGGUCACUUUCGAAAAAGUAAGUCCGAACACAUGAAUGGUCACGUGCUGUCUUCCAGUCCAUCCGAUCUGGGACCAGGGUUCACGAUAGUUGAGCCACCGACGGAGAUCGUCCCCAGGGUGGCUGUUGACAAGAUGGCUCCUACACCGGACUCUUUACACACUAAAAAGACGACCAAUCAUGUCCGAUUCAGUCAAGACGCGCCCCCUGACUUCUCAGACCCUCUCCUUGCCGAGUCACCGCGCAAUGAUCGCAAAACACACCAAAAACUGCAGAACCAGUCUACUCAGACAGACAUUAGUCUUCCAAAGUAUUCUAAGCUUGAAGUCCGCUUGAAAAGAUCCUCUACCUCCCCAAGAGAAUCCGAUAAUACUGUUUUGCACUACAGAGACACCCCACCCACAGCGUCUUGGUCCUGCAGUUCCAGCUUGUCCGGUUCGGUGUCAUCCUUGUCGGAUAGAGCGCCCGGGAGCCCCGGCGGUGCAGACUCUGUAUUCUCGGCGGUCUCUCCUGCUCCGAGUACGGUCGAGGAGAUCCCUCUGACUGCCAUCUUGAUUGGAGACAGUGGCACGGGGAAAACGUGCCUCGUCGCCCGCCUGGCUGAAGACUUAUUCAUGGGCAAUAAUUACGAUGUUACAGUAGGCAUUGACUUCAACAUCGCUAGGGUGGUCUUACCGGACGGUCGACCGGUCCGUCUGCAGCUCUGGGACACGGCAGGGCAGGAGAAGUACCGGUCUAUAACAAGCUCGUACUACCGUAAGGCGAUGGGUGUUCUCCUAGUUUAUGAUGUAUGCCGAAGAGAUUCCCUGCAAAAUAUUUUGCACGUUUGGAAGAAAGAAGUUGAGAAGUAUGCAGAUCCAGACGUAGUGUUGAUGUUAGUCGGUAACAAGAUGGAUCUUGACGACCACCGGACUAUCACAACACGAGUAGGAGCCAAGGUGGCGGUAGAGCUUGGUGCGUCAUUUUACGAAGUCAGUGCGAAAGAAGACCUUAAUGUUAAGAUGGCCUUCAAGGCGUUCGCGCAGGACAUCCUGGAAAAUGUGUAUGCUUCGCGGAACCCAUGUAUGAGCCCGAGCGCAGUUCGCUUGGACAACAUCACCAACCACGCCAGAGCCGACAAGAAGGGGAGUAGCGGCAGUUUGUGUUACUGCUGAUAGAGGGCGCUAUAGUCUACCUCAUCUUUGUACCUUUUCGCAAUACCAGGAGCGCGUUUUGGCGACCCCAACCAAAAACUGUUUCGGUUGUU
Asterias rubens (European starfish) is the source of this 1969-nucleotide messenger RNA. Its product is annotated as ras-related protein Rab-37-like. Bases 603 to 1877 code for a protein of 424 amino acids. The transcript is spliced from 7 exons. The record is from RefSeq and is a predicted model, not a curated record. Gene Ontology annotation, molecular function: GTPase activity; GTP binding. NCBI's taxonomy places the organism in Eukaryota, Metazoa, Echinodermata, Asteroidea, Forcipulatida, Asteriidae.